UGAUUGUGAUAGACUAGCUAUUGUGAUUCGAUUGGAUUUGCUCAUCAGCGCAUCAUCAGCGAAGGCUCCAAUCUGAAGGUUGGACGCAAGCACUGAAUCGAAUCGAACCACAACCGCCACAAGCAAGAGCAAAGAAUUCAUCACAAGCCACCUGUCUCAAACUGAAUCAUGUUGGGUGUUGCCAUACUGCUAAUUGAGUUCCUCUCGGUGUUUCGCACAGCCACUGCCUUUGGAGGGGAGAAGGCAUUCUUCACAACCACUCAAGGCACUCCCAAUGUAACCCAUCGUCAAUCUGUUUGUGAUAGAUUUGAAGACUUCUACUACAAGAGAGUUGAGUUACGACAUGCCCUUGAAGGCCUGCAGGUGAACAUAGGCUUGGGUUACUACCCUGAAGGAUACUUCAACUAUGAUCCAGAGAAGGGCAUUGAUAGAAAUGAGCCUGGUUUGGUCACGGUCCUCUUGGAUGAAUUGGGAAGACGAGGAGGAUUCACAUGGCGCAAUAGCUUUGGUGUUUACUAUGAUCCAAAAGACUAUGACAUGGAUUGGAAUCAGACACUUCACUGGAGUAUCAAAACUUAUGAUUUUGUUGCUGACUGGUGGGUUGCGAGCCGUGAGAGAUUGAAUGAUGGUGUUGCCUUCGUUGAGGAGUUUCUAGAUUCCAGUUUUGUUGUCAUUACAAGGGAUGCAUUGGAUAAACAAACCAGCAAGAAAGUUUCAGUCUCAUCAUUCUUUAACUGGCUCAAGCCGUAUGACACUGCUGUGUGGAUUAUGACCUUAUUUACUAUUCUCCUCAGUGGUGGUGUUUAUCAAGUCUUGGAGUGGUAUGCUGAUGAACGGAAUGACAGAUCUGCCUGGGAAUGGUGGCUCGGGAAUGCCUACCUCAGCUUUAUCAAUGCCACUCAGGCCUAUGAAUAUCAACCCAAGUCACUGGCCAGUCGAAUUUUUGGGAUAUCCAUGGCAAUCUGGGCUUUGGUCAUGACAGCAACAUACACUGCAAACCUUGCAUCUCUGCUGUUGGAUCGUGAGGUCCACUAUGGGCCUCAAACCAUGGAAGAGAUUGCAGUCUUUGGGAAAAAGCUUUGCACUUGGGAUGGUACAGUUUCUGACGAAUUCGUUCGCGACACAUACAGGACGGCAGUGCGUAUUCCAAAAAACUCUGAACUGGAAUUGUAUCAAGGUUUGUCCAAUGGAGACUGUGAUUAUAUGUUAACAAGCAUGGCCAGCUGGAACAAGUACAAAGGUAUCAAGGAAUACAAUCCACACUGUGAUUUAUUCUUGGUAGGAGAUGGCGCCUACAAGGUUUUGGACAUUGGGGGUGGAUUCAUCACUACUAUUGAUUCAGGAAAGUUGUGUACUGGAUUCAUCCGUGAUGUCCUCAACCUUCUCGUCCGAGACAUGAUUGAGGAUGGAUUUCUUGAACAAGCUUGGGAGCAUGAGUUUGCAAGGACCCAAACCAUUGAUUGCCUCACCUACAAACCAGGUGUUUUUGAUGAUCCAGCAUCAAGUGAUGUAGACCCUGCUGAAGAUAUAGGUGCCCGGAGCAGGCAGUUGCAGGAAGACUACCAAAUUCCAGAAUCAAGCCUCAAGAAUACUGGCAGUCAUCAUCGGCUCCUCAAAUCAGGUGGAAAGGGUGCUGCAGGUGGAGCUGUGGCAGCCAUGGGACCGGGUGGUGUGGAUGCCAGAACACUUACCCUGGAGCAGAUGAUUGGGACUUUUGUUUGCCAUUGGGGCCUGAUGAUCAUUGCAAUAGUCAUUGCCCAUGUCACUGCAGUGUAUGAUAAACAUGGGAAAAAGAGAGCAGAGCAAGCAACCAAGGCAAUAGUUGAUGGCAUCGCUAGCAGCAUGCCUAUCCUCAGUGAACCAUUCACAGAUACUGAAGCGCCAACAACUAACAGUUGCAUCCACAACCUGAUUGUCAAUGAUGGGGGGAUUGAAGUCAGUAACAAGACGGUGAGAGGAGAAGAAGAGCAGCAGGUGGAAACACAAAAUGUGAUUGCUGCCAUGCACUCACAAAUGCAAUCAGAACUCAAGGAGCUGAGGAAUCAGAUCAAAGUACUUGUGGAUAGGUCAGCAUCACCUGGAGUCCAUUCUGGGGCACUGGCAGGUCCAUUGCAGCCUCUAACAUGACCAAAAAGACCAGAAGACAGAAUUUCAAUCAAGAUUGAUUGAGGUGCACAUGCAAUCAGCAGCAGCUCCUGAUUGCAGCUAUUUGUUUUUGGAAAUCAAGUAAUAGCUAGCUAGUAGUACCCUUUGAUCUAUGCACUAUGAGCUCCCUACUAGGAUACUAUGAUCUCUGUGCCUGUUCAUCAAUUGCACAUCCCCAGAAGGUUGCC
This is a messenger RNA of Seminavis robusta, 2333 nucleotides long. The record is from the annotation of a GenBank genome assembly. Lineage: Eukaryota; Bacillariophyta; Bacillariophyceae; Naviculales; Naviculaceae.